AUAUUUGUGCAUACAUACUAUUAUCAGACCUGCUCGCGGACCUGCACGCAGCCGGAGGGACAGAAACCAACUCUGCGCGGGGAGUCAGGGAGGCGCACCUUGAAGUGCCCGAAUUGGUGGAGGUGCACCCCUUACAGCCUCUUUCCUUGCAUUCAUAUGCACUUAGAGCUUCAUAAACGCUAGGGUUCGCGUGUUUGCGUGAGGUUUGGAACCACUCGGCCGCAUCCGCAUGCCUUUCCUCCACAACGCGCCGGAGCGGCUCGGCGCGUCGCUUCGCACGUGGGCGAAGGACGUGCAGGAGCUGCAGCAGCAGCGGAGGCUUCGAGGAACAAACAAAAACCGGGCCCUUCAGGCCGGCAACGUCAAACUGUGCUUCGCGUCGUAUACAGUAGCCGGCACUGACUCCAAAGGAGAUGAUAAGGACAACCAGGACUGCCUGGUGACAGAGGUGCUUCGGCACGAGGUGGAGAAGGCGGAGCCGCCACUGGUGUGCCUGGCGGUAAUGGACGGGCACGGCGAGCACGGCGGACUGGCGGCGGCAGCGGCGGCCCAGGCCCUGCCCGCGUCCAUCCUGAAAGGCCACUCACAGGAUAGAGAGCCGGACCAGGUGCUGUCCGAGGCCUUCGCUGCCGCCCACGCCGCCCUGCUGAGCACCCCCGGGCUGGACUGCGGCGCCAGCGGCUGCACCGCCACUGUGGCGCUGGUGGUGGACGACGGACUGGUGGUGGGCAACGCCGGAGACUGCCGCUGCCUCGUGGGCCGUUUCGAGAGCCCCACCGAGGUGGUUACGUACGAGCUAACCAACGACCACACGCCCUGCCUCAUGCACGAGGCCAAUCGAGUGCUGGCGGCCGGGGGUCGCAUCGCCGCCUACGAGCUCAACGGGCGGCGGUUGGGCCCACCGCGUGUGUGGGCGCGCAAGGCCGACACGGGCCCGGGCCUGUGCAUCACGCGCUCCCUGGGCGACUUGGCCGCCAAGCGCCUGGGCGUGACGCACGUGCCCGAGCUGUGCAGCAUGCCGCUGACCGUAGACGACAGGUACCUGGUCCUGGUGAGCGACGGCAUCACCGAGUUCCUGAGCAGUCAGCAGAUCAUGGCCAAGGUGCACGAGUGGGCGUGUGUGGGCAACCCGCCUGACGAGGUGGCGAGGCGGCUGGUCCUGGAGGCUCGGGCGCAGUGGAAGAAGCACUGCGGCGGCGGCGGCGGUGCGGACAGUAGCAAUGACAGCGCCGGAGGUGGCGCCAUCAUUGACGACUGCACAGCCAUUGUAGCUUUCAUGGUUCUGGAUCCAGAGGCCGAGGCGCGGGCACAGGCGGCAAUGGAGGCGCGACGGAGUGUGGCGGAGCGGUCGAGUGGGCUAUUCGCUGGGGGACCGUUACCGUCUGCAGCAGGGGCUGGGCUGGGCGGCAGCGGUGGAAGGAGGAGCAGUGUGACGGCGAUAGCGCGUAGGCAGCGCGCGUCCGCACGGCGUCGCGAGCAGCGUGGGCUGCGGCAGCAAGGGCGGCACGGCAAGCAGCGGACAUGGGCCCAGUGGGCGGAGUUGCAAUGGAAGGCUGUUUGUGCGGUGCUGCCGUGGUCGCUGGCUGCACGGUCCAAGGGCAGGGUUAUGACGGUGUAGCUUACAGGGUGAUCUCAUGGUGGGCGUGAUAGGUGUGUAGCAAUUGCACGGGUGGGGUGGGUGGGAGGGCUGACGCCUGACGGCAGGAGGCUUUUGCAUGCAUGCCAGUGUGUACCUGUGUGAUUGGGUGUGGCGUGGAGUGGGUGUGCAGCAGCAGGGUGGAAGCCAGGGACCCUGGUGGAAGCGUUCGCAGGCCGCACGGGUGCUGGCCUAGGCUGCCCGUGCUGACCGUGCAGUGUGGCAGGUCCGUGCACGAGGGUCAUUGGUAGCAGCCUAGCAGGAGGACGAGGACAGGCAGUGUCAACGCAAAGCUGCUGCGUGGCUGUGUCGCGCCUGAGUUGAGGCGUGUGCGUUUGUGCGGUAGGUGCGCCCAGUUGGCUGGGCAAACGGUCCUGUGCGUGCUUCGUUGGUGUAGGCAGGUGCGAGUGGCAACCUUGAGAUUACGCAACAUCUCAUCCCUUGGGCAAUGUUGAUGCAAGAUUGCACCGAGGGAACAGAGCGAGGAAAGGACCUGAAGCAUG
Molecule: messenger RNA, 2139 nt
Organism: Chlamydomonas reinhardtii
Lineage: Eukaryota; Viridiplantae; Chlorophyta; Chlorophyceae; Chlamydomonadales; Chlamydomonadaceae
Exons: 8
Coding region: 230-1618 (462 amino acids)
Biological process (GO): protein dephosphorylation
Molecular function (GO): protein serine/threonine phosphatase activity
Source: RefSeq, a predicted model, not a curated record